ACUACUCCAUGCAUUCUUUACUCAUAAAUCAAGUUAAAAAAUAACUAAAAUAUAGACAAAUUAUAAUCAAUUUUCACAAAAAAACUCACACAUUUUCUUGUUUAGUAUCAUAUCCAAAUAUCUGAAUAACAAUGAUAAAAAAAAUCCGAAUAACAAUUACCGGACUAUUAUGCCAUCCGAUAGGGGUGUUCAAACGGAUUGGUUACCGUGGUAACCAUAUUAACCGGUAGCAUUCGGUUAAUUUGGUUUGAUUAAUUUGGAUAAUUGGUUUGUUUUGGUUAAACAAUUUAGCUUAUUUGGUUUAGGUGGUUUGGUUUGGUUUCAACACUGCUAACCAAUGAAACCAAUUAACCAAUUAAUGAUACACAUAAUAUCCAAAAUUAUUUAUACUUCCAUGCAACCAACCAAACCAAACUUUUGUGAUUCCAUGCAACCAACAAAACAUUUUGGAAAACUACUAGACUUUAGGAUUACGUACAAUACCAUGAUAGCCACUUCAAACUAUGUAUAGUUUAAGAGUUUUAUAGAAGAGCUUUAAAUUCCUAAUGAGAGGUAUUGUAUGUAUUUAUGUUAAGGGGUUUGUUGUAAGCUAACUAUAUUAGCUGCAGAGAUGAUUAAUGAUGUAUUAACUCGAAUGAUGAUGAUAAUCAUGGAUGGUUAGUUAUUGCUUAUAUAUAAUGAUAGUUUAUGAUAGUACAACAUAUGGUUAUGUUUUAUUCAUUAACAUGAUAAUUAUUUUUAUGUAAUGUAAUGUUAUUUGGUUAAUUCGAUUAUCCGAUUAACCAAACCAAUUAAACUUUGGUUUGAUUAAUUUGGUUUUCUUGUUAAUUUGGACGGUUUGGUUAAAACAUUUUAUUCCAUAAUAAAUGAAAUUUAAGCUUAAUUGGUUUGAUUAUUAACACGAUAAUCAUUUGAACACCCCUAUUAUCCAUCCGAGAUGAAUGAUUGUACCAAUACACCAACUUUUCAUUCAUCUCAGACGUUACUAUUUCAGCUAUUUCGGGGUGGUCUGAAAAACGGUUUCACCCAUUUUCCUUUUUCUCUCCCACCUGAGAGAGUAAAGAACCCGCUCGCCCUUGCAGCUCAUCGGAAAGGAAGAGAAAUGAAGAAGACAAUCACCAGAUAAUCUACUCAACCCGCGCGAAAAUGCAACAAAACGAAUUCCACUCAAAACUGGAUUAGACUUCAGACCAUAGCGAUUCUCCAGUGCAGCAGCGCCUACUCUCAAUCUCUUUCCUUCACCUGAUCUCUCAUCCAUUCCUUCCAACACAGGUAAAAUUCCGAUUCCGCUUCUGAAUUCCCUAUCGGUUUCUUCAUUUUUUUAUCCUACCGAAGCAAUCCUUUGAAUCGUAAUUUCCAGUUCGUGUUCAGAUCGGGGAGAUUCGGUUGAUGAGCUUUGAAAUGGGGUUCGUGGAGAAUCCGGUGCUAGCAAAGUCGACGAACGUGGUCUCCUCGCCGUCGAGCGGCGGCAAGGCUCAUCCGGAGGGGAAACCGGUGGAAUCAGGGAAGAGUAAGUACAAGCGGCGUAAGGUCUCAGCGAUUCGGCAUUGGCCGCCUAAUUGUGGGCCGCAGUUUCGCUCAGCAGUACCACCACCAGGUAACUCGGUUGAGAUCGAGUCUCAUGGUGGAACGGACUCUAGUAGCAAUGGUGGAUUGGAUUCGAAGCGGGAGGAUGAAGUGGAAGUCUUGAAUGGCGUUGCUGUUGUGGAUGAUUCUGUAGAAUUGGAGAAGACCGAUGUCAAAGUUGGAAAUGAGGGUUUCGUUGAUCAGAGCGAUGAUGCUCUUGAGCAGAAGGAAGAUAAUGUGAAGCCUGCGGUGGUAGGUCCAAAGUAUCCACCGAGGAGGAAGGUUUCGUGUGUUAGACACUUCCCUCCGAAUUGUGGAAGAAAUGCUCAGCCUCCUAGCAAGGUAGAAGGAGACACCGUGGAUGAAACUGAAGAGGAAAAUCGUAUGCCAUUGUCAGAGAAGGUGAGAAGAGAAGCUGAAGGGGUUAAGGAUGUUUAUAUGGAUGGUGGAGCUCUAAGUGGGAGAAGGUUCAGCAGCAAUAUCCCAGAGCGGGUCAAGAUUGAAACCAAGGGGAAACAGUUUAGUGGGAAUGGGAUUACCAAGAAUCCGAAAGCGGUUCCUCCCCAAAAGUACAGCUCAGUCUCUGAGAAGAUGAUGUCCAAGGGUAAAGGAGCACCUAGCUCUAGUAACUCGCGUGUUGAUGAAAGUUAUCGUAAAAAGGAAGUUGUAUCGAGAGAGAGUAAGAAAUCAGAUUCUUUGGCAAAGGAGGAUGACCAGGAACAAGAACUUGAUGAUGUUGACAAUGGUGAUGAUUAUGAAUUUGCGAGGAGGGGGACCGGUAAGAGUGUGAGCUUAACUUCUGCUGGGCCUGGAACUUCAACAGAGUUAGAUAAGGACAGAAAGAAAGUGAAGGAAGUACUAGAUACUUUCCACUUCCUAUGCAGGAAGUUGUUACAUGAUGAGGGAUCAAAGCCCAAAGGUGGUAAUGCCAAAAGAGUUGAUUUUCUCGCCUCAAAAGAGCUUAAAUCCAGAGGAAUGUGCCUCAAUGUCGGGAAGCAUAUCAUUGGAGCUGUCCCGGGAGUCGAGAUUGGUGACAAGUUCCAGUACAGGCUGGAGCUCAACGUCAUCGGCCUUCAUCGCCCGACUCAAGGCGGGAUCGAUUAUACGAAGCAUAAUCAGGGUAUCAUAGCAACAAGCAUCGUGGCGUCGGGUGGAUAUGAUGAUAAUGUGGAUAACUCGGACGUGCUCGAGUAUACAGGUCAGGGAGGGAACUCAACUAAAGAGAAGGAAGCUGAAGAUCAGAAGCUUGAGAGAGGUAAUCUUGCUUUGAAGACUAGCAUUACAGUGAAGAAUCCCGUGAGAGUGAUUCGUGGGACUAACAGUACAAAUGUUGAUGCCAGAGGUAGGAUUUAUGUCUAUGAUGGUUUGUAUACCGUGGAGGAGUAUUGGCAGGAGACAGGACCUAACGGUAAGCUCGUGUUCAAGUUCCGGCUGGUUCGAAUGCCAGGUCAGCAAGAGCUUGCUUGGAAAAAGGGGAAGAACUCCAUUAAGAGCUCUAGCUCUAGAGGGUUUGUUCAUGAUUGAGCAUUCAGGGAGGGAUUCCACAGCCAGCUGAAGGUACUAACUUCCAGUCUUGGAUAUUUCGGGUUCUAGUAGUUCCCUAUAUGUGAAUGUAUGUUGGGGAGUACUUUUGAAGAUAGCAAGGUGCAGUGAAGAAUCUUCGAGGCGCGCGCGAUGAAGGCCUUGGAGUUUGAAUAAGUGGCAAUGUACAGUCAAGUUGUUGCAGGAUGGGGUAUUCAUCAAUUUUGCUGCUGCCAAGGCAUGGCAAUGUACUAGGGAGUUCAGUGAUGGCAGGCAUUAUGGAAGAAUGUGACUGGGAAUUCAAGAAACGAAUCAUGGUUUAUGAAAGCUUGGUUCGUCUGUGCACUUGUAGCAACAUACUGAGUAGAAGAGAUAUACUGCAUAAAAGUUUGGUUAUCUUUUGGAAAUGUAGAGAGAGAGAGAGAGAGAGAAUGGGAGAGGGAUAAAGAUGAAAGAGCCAUUUCCGCCCUGUUCAAGGAGGCUUUUGCCGUAUACUGUCCUCAUACGUGUGUGUGAAGUAGGGGUGAACAAGACUGAUCUGGGUGGAAGAUAGAGUAUCACAACUAGUUAAGAAUUCUAUUUAUUUUGAUUUAGUUCAAUCCCUUUAUUUCCUUACUUUUAAGGGAUUUAUCCACCAAAGACACCGAUGCUUCUUCCAUCCAAUAUUUAUUUGCAACUUGCAAGGAUCAGUAGUCAUGGGAAACGGUGCGCACCAAAACCAGACCAUAGACACUCUCUGUGGUUUAGACUGAAAAGAUGGGCACAGACCAUGUACUAUACGGUUCAGACUAUAUCUGUGCGGUGUAGUUCGGUACGAUUUGGACCAUACACACCAUAUUAAAAGCUCACUCUUAUUCCGUUCUCCAACUCUUGGUCGAUAUCUAUAAAAAUAAGAAUUUUAGCGACCAAUAUGCUAGUGAAACAAAAAUUAAUGAUCCUAAUUAAAAUGAGAAGAAAUAUAUGAGGAAAGAAGCAGGCUUUUUUCAAUUUUCCAACUCUCUCCCGUCUCCACGACUCUAUCCACUAUCCAUUAAAAAAAAUACACAUCACAUAGCCUUGUUUCCCUCUUCCUUUUUGUGCUACCACUUCUCUCCCUCACUCGGGUGAUCCAAAGAUUUUUGCGGUCGAUCACCUACGUGAUAACGUCGAGGUCAUUUUGAACCACUAAAAUGGUCGCUUAUCUUUUAAUAAUUUUCCUUAACUUAUCAAGGUAAAUGAAUUUUUUUAGUCUUUAUGUUUUAUCGACUCCAAAGUCUAGACAUUGUAGGUGAAUAUUAUUUAUGAAUCUUUCUGGUUUUUGUGUGGUUCUUUGAUAAGGAGAUAACAUAUAAGCGAUCAUUUAGGAAAUCUAUUGGCUCUCAACUGGAUGAAAGAAUCAACUUUGUUCUUCAAAUAUGUAGAUGGAAGUUUAAUUUAGUAUUAUUUUGGUAGGAGUUAGUAGAAAGUUUGUCAUGGUUUGUUAGGGUUUACUGUGGUAGACCGCGGUCCAAACCACACCCUAAAUGAGGAGACCGCAAACCAGACCAGACCAUAGUUCUGGUGUCGCCGUCCAGACCAUAGUUCUAGUCUCGCAGUCCAAAACAAACCAUAUGAUACAGUCUAGACCGCGGUUUCCCACACGGUUUGGUCUAGACUCCCACCCCUAAAUCAUGGUCUGACAUUCUAGUCGGUUUGCUCAUUCAUUCAUUGAAGCCACGCCCGUCCCAUAUUCAUGCGGAGUAGGUUUUGCAUCCUCAUACAUUAUACUUGUGGUUUUCAGAUACACAUGGAUAAUACAGGUCUCAUACAUCCAACAUUAUUAUAUCUAAAAUUUAAUGUGUAGAUCUUAAAUUAUAACACUGAACGGACCUAAUAAAUCAUGCAAACUGCAAAGGUAUAACCAUUUUAAUACGAAUUCAGACCACUCAAUUCUAAAACAUCCAUUAAUCCAUAAGAAAAUGUACAAUAGUAU
Messenger RNA from Linum trigynum, 5038 nucleotides. Lineage: Eukaryota; Viridiplantae; Streptophyta; Magnoliopsida; Malpighiales; Linaceae. The record is from the annotation of a GenBank genome assembly.